AUCCUGACCAAACAUGUUGAAAAAGUUAAAUGUAUAUUGCACGGAGAAAGACAUCAUGGGAAAGACAGAAUCAGAAGACCUUCAGGCUGACUACACCACAGCAAUGAUUUCUGGUCUGCAGCAGUUGUACGAGUCCUCUCAGUACACUGAUGUAGAGAUCGAAGUUGAAAACAGGACUUUCCACUGUCAUCGACUUGUCUUGGCCGCCAUGUCGCCCUACUUCGAUGCCAUGUUUUCAUCGGGGAUGAUAGAAUCCCAAAAUCAUAAAGUCAAUAUUAAGAAUGUUCCAAGCUCUACAUUUGAUAUAAUACUUCAGUUUAUUUACAGUGGAACACUCGCCUUAAACGAAGAGAAUGUAGGCGAUGUGUUGCAAACUUCCGUUAUGAUGCAGAUAAAAUGUCUUAAAGAACGUUGUGAAGAGUUUAUGAUAUCGAAAGUUGACACAGAGAACUGUAUUGGCACGUGGAAGCUUGCUCAAGGUCACGGGUGCCAUUACUUGACUCAGAAAUCCUUUCGAUUCAUUCUGCAUUACUUCACUGAGGUCUGCCAGACUGAGGAUUUUAGAGCUCUGGAUGUGUUUGAAGUUAUCAGUAUUAUAAGUGACAAUGAUCUUAAUGUGAAAGAUGAGGAGAUCGUGAUUGAAACAGUAUUUGACUGGAUACAUGCUGACAUUGAUAAUCGAAAACAGCACAUCAAAACCUUGUUCGAACAUCUGAGACUUCCGCUUUUGCAACCAGAAUACCUACUUGAAGUUGUUGAACAAAACCCUUUAAUUCAAAAUGAGACAGAAUGCAGAGAAAUUUUGGAUGAAGCAAAGCGAUAUCAUCUUCUGCCUGCAAGGAGGCAAGAGUUUAUAUCUCCAAGGCUGGUUUAUAGAAAUUUAGGGGAUUUUGAGGAGGUCGUCGUCUGCAUUGGCGGAAGUAAUGAAAGAGAGCAGACGAGGAGAACAGUGAUGUGUUGCCGAAAUAACAAGAACUGGAACUAUCUAGAACCAUUACCUUACGAUCCGGGUGUUGAAUAUGCGACUUGUUCUUAUGGAAAUGCGAUAUUUGCGUCUGGUGGAAGCUCAAAUCUUAAAGGAAUGCUAUGCUAUCACAGUAAUCAAAACAUGUGGACACGGUGCCAGUCGAUGUUGCUAGGAAGAAGACGUCAUUCCAUGGAAGCUGUUGGGGAUUCUGUUUACGUUUUGGGAGGUUUUGAUGAUACAAAUGAAGAAGAGUUUCAAACGAUAUUAGCUAUAGAGAAAUUUAAGCUUUCUACCGGUGAAUGGGAAGAUUGUGGAUAUCUCAGUACACCAGUUCGAUCGGCUUCUUCUGCUGUAGACCGUGAAAAAAUAUUCUUAUUCGGUGGAGUAACAGGAGAAAACUUUGACACGAAGAUCGUCCAAUGCUUCGAUACUCGCAGAAAUACGUGCAGUGUCGUUUCCCAACUCCCAGUUUUUUGUCGUUUAUCGUCUGCUUUUGGAUAUCAAAGAAAAGUUGUCAUAAUAUGUCCUGAUGGGAAAAUAUUGUCAUUCGAUGAUGGAGCAGUUGAGGAUGUCGGAUGCAUUCCAGGAUUUGAGCGAUACAGUUUUGGAUCAGUACUCCAGGGUGAUUCAGUUAAUAUAUAUGGAGGUAUCAAGUCGUCUGAAGUAUUUAAUGACGUGAUUUGCUUCAAUUUAUCAAGCAAAACAGCUUCCUUAACUGGAACGUAUAUGCCAGAAAGACUGUUUGGAUUUGGUUGUGCAAAAUGUGUUAUUCAUAAAAAAUAUUUAAAUAAACCGGUGUGCAAAUAGAAACGUGUCUCUGGGUAUAUUGUUUUAUGUAUAAAACCUUAUGAAGCAUGCACAUUUACAAUUAUAUUAGACCGUCUAGUCUC
Molecule: messenger RNA, 1857 nt
Organism: Saccostrea cuccullata (small rock oyster)
Lineage: Eukaryota; Metazoa; Mollusca; Bivalvia; Ostreida; Ostreidae
Product: kelch-like protein 24
Exons: 2
Coding region: 14-1774 (586 amino acids)
Molecular function (GO): protein binding
Source: RefSeq, a predicted model, not a curated record